Messenger RNA from Hansenula ciferrii, 480 nucleotides. RefSeq names its product Rex2p (gene REX2). Gene Ontology annotation, molecular function: 3'-5'-RNA exonuclease activity; nucleic acid binding. Gene Ontology annotation, cellular component: mitochondrion. The record is from RefSeq and is a predicted model, not a curated record. The coding region runs from base 1 to 480 and encodes 159 amino acids. Lineage: Eukaryota; Fungi; Ascomycota; Saccharomycetes; Phaffomycetales; Wickerhamomycetaceae. The transcript is spliced from 2 exons.
AUGUCUUCAAAUAACCCUAAUAUUUCAGAACCACCAAAGAAAUUUAUCAAAUCACCAUCUGAUCUAACAACUUUGAAAAAUGAUCCAGAUUUCCAUCCAAUUGUUUGGAUUGAUUGUGAAAGUGGGUUAACUAAAAAAGUUGUUGAAUCAGAACAAACUUUAAAACAAGUUGAACAAGAACUUUAUGAUUAUAUUCUCAAGUAUACAAAUCCUAAAACUGCAGUAUUAGCAGGUAAUUCAGUUCAUAUGGAUCGUGCAUUCAUGAUGAGAGAAAUGCCAAAAGUUUUAGAUCAUUUACAUUAUAGAAUUAUUGAUGUCUCAACAUUAACUGAGAUUAGUCGUCGUCAUAAUAAAACCUUGUUAAAUAAAUUACCACCUAAAAAGGGUGCUCAUACCGCUAGAGCAGAUAUAUUGGAAUCUAUUGAACAAUUGAAAUGGUAUCAAGAUAAUUAUUUGAAAUCGCCUGAAGAUGAAAAAUGA